UCGACUUCACCCUUUGACUUCUUCCUUCACCUCAAAAAUGGACUAUCGGAAGACGCUGCCUCUUCCUCAGACGUUUUCGCAUAAAUUAGGAUACUCACAGGAUGCAAAGUACUUUAAGUCUUUUAAAUCAACUUUUGUUAAAGAAUUCGCGCCUAUAACGAGCGUCAGCUUCUCACCAAUCAGUCCACAUAGAUUUGCAGUGACUUCUGCUACUAGAGUACAAAUAUACACACCACGCUCACAAUCCGUUGUUAAAACUAUAAGUAGAUUCAAAGAUGUCGCCAGAUCAGGUCAAAUUCGUUCAGAUGGUCGUUUAGUUGUAGCAGGUGAUGAUUCUGGUCUUGUACAAGUUUUCGAUAUAAACUCCAGAGCAAUCUUGCGUACAUUCGAAGACCACAAGCAACCCGUUCACGUAACUUCAUUCCAUCCAACAGAGCAAACAAAGGUUCUCUCAGCUAGCGAUGAUUGCUCAGUUAUUUUACAUGACAUACCAUCACAAUCAGCCCUUCAGAAAUUCGAUGAACAUUCUGAUUACGUUCGUACGGCUGCAUUCUCACCUUCUUCUCCUUAUUUAUUAGUAUCCGGUUCUUAUGAUCAUACCGUUAAACUUUGGGAUACAAGAAUGCAAGAAUCUGCAAUGACAAUGUCAACAGGUGGCAUGCCAGUCGAAUCAACAGUUUUCUUACCUGGAGGUGAAACUUUAGCCACUAGUUCUGGCCCAAUUGUUAGAAUCUGGGAUAUUAUGGCAGGCGGUCGCUGUAGACGUGCAUUUAGUAAUCAUCAAAAGGCUGUCACUUCACUUGCUAUUGAUGGUGACCAGAAGAGAUUAUUAACAGGUGGUCUUGAUCAAAUGGUCAAGGUUUAUGACCUGGAAACUUUCAGAGUUACACACUCAAUGAGGUUCCCUGCACCAGUCUUAUCAGUUGCUACAUCCCCUGAUAACAUCAACCUUGUAGCAGGUUUGUCUGAUGGUACAUUAGCUAUGAGAAGAAGACAAGCUAAAGGUAGUGAAGUUGCUGAAAAGAUCGCGGACAAAGAAGCCAUGAAAUCUGGUGCAUAUGAGUACAUGCAGGAAGCACAAUCACUCAAACCUAAAAGCCAGGUGGCUGUUAAGAGUGCAGGUAACUUGGGUUCAGAUGAAUUUAAGAUCGAACCUAUUAGACGAUUGAGAUUGAAAGAAUUUGAUAAAUUCCUUAAAAAAUUCCAAUACUCCGAAGCACUCGACUCCGUUUUAAGAAAAAAGGCGUCACCAGCAACUACGUUUGCAUUAUUAUUAGAAUUAAUCAAUAGAGAUGGUUUGAAGCAGGCGAUUUCAGGUCGUGAUGAUAUAGGAUUAGAACCAUUAGUCUCAAUGCUCGUUAAGUGGAUCGUUGACCCAAGGUUUACCGAUGUAGCUGUACCAGUCGCAUCUGCAAUCAUUGAUAUUUACGGGGGUGUCGUCGGACAAUCACAAUUGAUUGAUAACCUCUUAACAAGACUGCGUAAGAAGGUUGACGAUGAGAUUAAAGUACAGAACGAGUUCAUGAACGCUAAAGGGGCUUUGGAUAUGAUAUUCGCUCAAUCAACACUUAGGUAAAACAACUAUUGUAAUUAUAAUUAUAUUAUGUGCAUGCAUCUUACUACUUAUUUUAUAGACUUUCAACAUAUUCCAUGAGAUGACCAACAAUUUCACGUUGUGUUGGUGAACCAUCUGGAUUCGGUGGUUGAUCACCCAUAUUAUCAGCGUACUCAUUUAGUACCGAUACGACAUCCUUAAACGAUUGACCACGACGUCUGAGGAGGAUUUCUGCAUGAUCCUUUAUACCGUCAUCUUCCAUAACAAGCCAUGCUAGAACGUAAUCUGUGAGUUGCAAAGUGAAUAAACCUGCUUCUAAACGUCCAAGGUAUGCUUCAUCUUCAUCAAUAUCGAUUUCUUUAUCCUGUUCGAUCCGAUUUGUUACUCUAUUUUGAGCAUUCUCGCGGAUUUCAAACAAUCUAUCAACCUUCUCGUAAUUGUUUUCGACAAAUUUCGUUAAAAGGCGUAUUCUUCCAGGAGUUUCUGAACCAAGGUUUGAGAAUAAUGAGACUAGUAUACCAAACAAAUGCUCUUCUUGCUCUUGUACUGAGACGGCGCCAAAUGCACUCUUUUUCUGAGGUAUCUGUUCAUGAAAGCACCAAACAAAGUAGCCAGGCCUUGAGCUUCAACAAAAGCUUCACUGUUGAGCGAUCCAGCUGGCCCUGACAUUGCAUGAUCGAGAGUUUUGAUAGCGCGCGAUCUAGAGAUUAACUUCUCUUGAGCAAUCAAUAUCAUCAAAUCAACACCUUCUGCCUCCUUAAACUGUACUUUAGCAUCAGACUCUGCGAGGAGUGUACAGAGAAC
Molecule: messenger RNA, 2359 nt
Organism: Wallemia mellicola CBS 633.66
Lineage: Eukaryota; Fungi; Basidiomycota; Wallemiomycetes; Wallemiales; Wallemiaceae
Product: WD40 repeat-like protein
Exons: 4
Coding region: 38-1576 (512 amino acids)
Biological process (GO): positive regulation of transcription by RNA polymerase I; rRNA processing
Cellular component (GO): nucleolus
Molecular function (GO): protein binding
Source: RefSeq, a predicted model, not a curated record